AUGCCUUUUCCACCCAUCAGCCUCCACCAGCGGAUCUCAUCGCCUGGCAGGGAACUAUUCGGGAAAAAGAAAGCCAACGGAGUGCCUCCUGAGCAAACCAGCAAAUCCUGCGGAGAGAGAGGGGGGUCGGAUAAGGAGAAACAACCCACAUCUUGGGCAUCGGCGAAUUUAAGGAACUUGGGGCGAAAACCCCAGCAGGACAAAAAUAAAAGCCCCACUCAGAAGCCCGGUGCCGGGCAAGAGACCCAGGGAAAGUCUUCGUGGUUGAUGGUGCCGAAACCUCAGGAUUCAUCUGAAGGAGUCAGGCGCUCCAGCUCCAUGGACUCCACGAGACAACUCAAUGGAAAAGAGGAAGGGAAGAAGGAAAUUCAAUUUACACUCAGUCUCACCCCCGAAGCCAUUCUUGUCAUCCAAAAACGGAAUCUAGAAAAACAAAUGAUGGCAAAGCAACAAAAGUGUUGCGCCGGCACCGAUUUUCGGCACCGGCGAGUUUUUCCAUCCAAAAAGACGCACGGGGGGUCCAAGGGCUGCGCGCCGGCCGCCAAAGCAGAGAGCGCGGAGCAGGACAUCACCGCCAUCGUUAAAAUAUCUCUGCUGAAUGACCAAUACAAGUACGAUGAUGUGGAGUAUGAAGACGAGGACGGGGAUGUGGAUGAGACUGUUGUAAGGAAAUGCAAAGAGUGGCUAAAAGGGGUCGAAAAUGCCGCUGCUUUGGGAAAAGUCGACAAACUUUCCGCACUUCCGCACCUCAAAGGCUGCUGA
Messenger RNA from Maylandia zebra (zebra mbuna), 762 nucleotides. Lineage: Eukaryota; Metazoa; Chordata; Actinopteri; Cichliformes; Cichlidae. The record is from RefSeq and is a predicted model, not a curated record.